UUGACUUUAAGCCUCAUGCCAGCAUGGACACUGUCCAUCAUAUGUUACUCUUUGGAUGUAAUGAACCCUCUUCUUCUGAAAAUUACUGGGACUGUGAUGAAGGAACAUGCAAAGACAAAUCUAACAUUUUAUAUGCUUGGGCAAGAAAUGCUCCACCCACCAGGCUACCCAAAGGUGUUGGAUUCAGAGUUGGAGGAGAAACGGGUGGCAGAUUUUUUGUGCUCCAGGUACACUAUGGGGAUAUUAGUGCAUUUAGAGAUAAACACAAGGACUGCUCUGGUGUAACUUUACAUCUGACACAUCAAAAGCAGCCUUUGAUUGCCGGAAUGUAUCUUAUGAUGUCUGUGAACACUGUAAUACCACCGGGUGAGAAAGUGGUUGAUGCAGACAUUGCCUGCCAUUACAAAAGGUUUCCAAUGCACCUUUUUGCCUACAGAGUUCAUACACACAGACUAGGUAAAGUAGUCAGUGGAUACAGAGUGAGAAACGGUCAAUGGACAUUGAUUGGUAGACAGAGUCCACAACUACCACAGGCAUUCUAUCCAGUAGAACAUCCUGUAGAUGUUAGCUAUGAUGAUAUCCUAGCAGCUAGAUGUGUGUUCAGUGGUGAAGGCAGAACUACAGAGACACAUAUAGGGUAA
Molecule: messenger RNA, 641 nt
Organism: Pelecanus crispus (Dalmatian pelican)
Lineage: Eukaryota; Metazoa; Chordata; Aves; Pelecaniformes; Pelecanidae
Source: RefSeq, a predicted model, not a curated record